Aspergillus melleus is the source of this 1704-nucleotide messenger RNA. RefSeq lists its product as uncharacterized. Bases 1 to 1704 code for a protein of 567 amino acids. The record is from RefSeq and is a predicted model, not a curated record. The transcript has 5 exons. NCBI's taxonomy places the organism in Eukaryota, Fungi, Ascomycota, Eurotiomycetes, Eurotiales, Aspergillaceae.
AUGUCUCUUUCCGACUCGGAGCUCUCGUCGCUUUCAUCGGCGCCUCCGUCAGAUGAAGAAUCUGGCGCCAUGAACGUCGAUGAGCCUGUGGGCAUCACGAAGUACUUCAAGAAGGAGUCCGAAUCUCCGCCGCCGAAACGGGCACCGUCACCACCCCAUGAAUACGUUCUGGCCGAUAAUCCCGAUAUUGCAUUCAUCGUCAUGUUCCGCGCGCGUUUCCACGAGGCCUUCCCACGAUCCACGCCACACUUUGGCCCACAAGAUAUUGAACGAGGGGUCAGCGAGACGCCGCCAGGAGAUCACAUCGAGAGGCUAUUAUGUGCUUUUUUGGGUCUGGUGUUGAACCGAAAGAAAGACGUGGAUCGAAACCACUACCAACGACCUCUGGAGGAAGCGAUUCAGACCCAUGCCCCCCAGUGGCCUAAGGCUUGGCAGGGAAGGAACCCGCUCCACGGGGGGCGCACUUUCGCGGCGAUGACACCAGAAGAACGCCUGCAACUACUGAAAUCCCUCAUCCUCUGGUCCUUGUCUUCGUCCGAGGCCAUUCAGGCCAAGAUUAAGGAAUCCUACAAACAAGCGCGUCACGAAGACGACCUGAACCAACCCCUAUCCGUUCAGCCCUGGGGUCGCGACGGCCUGAAACGUCGAUACUGGCUCAUCGAAGGGCUUGACGACACCCAUUUCCGAUUGUAUCGCGAGAGCAACCCAGCCUUGAAGCAUGUGACGUGGUGGAGCGUGGCGGGCAGUAUCCCGGAAUUAAAGGCCAUUGCGGAUAAACUCGACGAGGAGAGGAGCGUGAACUCGAAGAAACUCAGUGAGAAGAUUAACAACUCUAUUCCCCGGUUUGAGGGUGCGGAAGAGAAACGCAAACGCCGUGAUUAUCGUAUUGCACGGAAGGCAGCAUUCACGCGACCGGAGCCCGGAUUCUCCUUAUAUGAAGGCCGCACUCGGGGAAAGAAGUUGAAAUACACCUACUCCGAUGACGAGGACAUCUUUUCUGAUGGCCUUCCAUCGACUCGACGCUCUACACGUAAUACUUCGGGCGUUUCUACACCCCCGGAGCCAGCCGGCCCCCGGUAUACGGCGAGUGGGAGGCAGAUUCGGUCUCGCGCGGGGGGGCUGUAUGGAGAGACGCUGCUGAGCGGCUCAGCUGCCGAUGAGGAGGGCGCAGGCAGACCCCAGAGGACUCGUUCGACCCGAGGAAAUGGACAACCGGGGUACGAUGUGGACGAGGACAUGGGCGAUGCAUCCGAAGCAGCGAAUUCUAGCGGAAAUGAAUGGCAGGGCGGCGAGGAAGAGGAGGAGAACGAAUUUGAAGGUGACGACGAAGAGGAAGUGAGCGGAGAUGAGUCGGUCGUGGAUGGAGAGGCCCCCAGCUUGGUGGUGCAGCUCAGAUACACUAAAGGCAAAGCGUCUAGUCCCAGUGGUCCUGACGGCGAUGCUCAACCACUAGAGGCAACGACUCAGCCGCCGGCUCAAGCGCAAACUGGCUCUAAUGGGCUAGAUACCCACAAGGACUCGGCAGCAGCAGAUGCUGAGCAGUCGGCUGUGGCACCCGGCGCGAAUCCUGACCAGAAAACCGAACUACAGAACACCGGGGAUGAGCAGCUGAAGGAAACCCCAAAGCUUCCCCAGCCUACGACCGGCACAGACCUGCCAACUCACCCGCCCGUCACCCUCGCUAAAUCAGGCGAGGCUGCUUGA